Messenger RNA from Plasmodium coatneyi, 465 nucleotides. RefSeq names its product Cytochrome c. Bases 1 to 465 code for a protein of 154 amino acids. The transcript has a single exon. The record is from RefSeq and is a predicted model, not a curated record. Gene Ontology annotation, cellular component: mitochondrial intermembrane space. Gene Ontology annotation, biological process: mitochondrial electron transport, cytochrome c to oxygen; mitochondrial electron transport, ubiquinol to cytochrome c. NCBI's taxonomy places the organism in Eukaryota, Apicomplexa, Aconoidasida, Haemosporida, Plasmodiidae. Gene Ontology annotation, molecular function: heme binding; electron transfer activity.
AUGAAUUUGGCCAAGAAUAAAAAGAACAACCUGAUAGAGGAUGAGCUACCAAACGAUUUUGUACUACCUAAGGGGGACAAAGUAAAAGGGGAGAAACUAUUCAAGAAGCACUGUAAGCAAUGUCACUCCAUAGCCCCAGACAACACACAAUCCAAUUCAGGAUUCACAAGUUGGGGUCCCUCUUUAUUUAAUGUUUAUAACAGAACUGCUGGAAUGAGCAAAGGCAAUUCGCCUUUUCAAGUAUCACCUGAUAUGCACGCAUCGGGCAUUAUAUGGAAUGACUUAAAUUUAAUGAAGUACAUGAAGAACCCUAAAGAUUUUGUAGAAGCAAACAUUGGUAUGAACUUUAAAGGAAUUUCAAAUUUUCAAGAUAGGGUUGACAUCGUUCAUUAUUUAAAAACCCUUACGUAUGAUGAUCCACAUGGGAAAGAAAUUGUCGACAAAUUUUCCAAAAAAGAAAAAUAA